Messenger RNA from Nelumbo nucifera (sacred lotus), 729 nucleotides. Lineage: Eukaryota; Viridiplantae; Streptophyta; Magnoliopsida; Proteales; Nelumbonaceae. The record is from RefSeq and is a predicted model, not a curated record.
AGAAGAAAGAAUGAGAAAGCCGCUAUCUAUGCAGAUGCAGUUCGGCGGACGGCAGAAGUUGUAAAUAUCAACAAACAGCCCAUUAGCUCCUUCCCUUGCUUCGUCGUCCUUCUCCUUCUCCUUCUGUUUUAUUGCUCUUUCCCGCCAAUUAAAAGCCACAGAAAAUGAGGUUGUUGUGGAAUUUGCGUAACUUGGUGUCUUGCUGCGCGCCGUCGUUCGCACGUCCGGAGGUGCCGACCGUUCCACCUCGCAAAAAGACGCGCUCUCUGGUGGUGCAAUCCGGUGGCGUGACCGUGAGCGAGCGCCUCCCUUGCAGAAAACGCUCCAACUCCGCCACGACGACUCAGUGGCGACCUUCGCUUUGCGCGAUUUCCGAGGACAACAUCGUCGCCGUCGUGGCAACUAAAGCAGAACAAAAGCUUAGAUCCGGCAAGAAAGUGGCGAGAAAGUCCGGAUCCAGGGAUAAAGCCUGCGUCCGUAGCUACAGCGACGAAUUCCGGCGGUCUCCAAUGCCAACGGCCAUUCCAGCAUUCUCUCCGACGGCAUUCUUGUUCUGAUCGUUGCGGGGAGACCACCCAACCAAUCCAAGCAUUUCGAUUUCAUGAAUUGAUGUAUGUAUUCAUUAACUUCAUAUAUACGAAAAUGUUGUAAAGCCGGCCGGUAGCAGUGUUGUUGUAAAGAAAUCGAUUUCAGUAACCGUGUUUCUUUUCAGCUAGCGUUUACAAUCAA